Messenger RNA from Paramecium sonneborni, 1359 nucleotides. NCBI's taxonomy places the organism in Eukaryota, Ciliophora, Oligohymenophorea, Peniculida, Parameciidae. The record is from the annotation of a GenBank genome assembly.
AUGAGUAAAUUUUAAGAAUUCAUUUCAAACAAGUAAAUAACAGAACUUUAAGAAUAGUUAGAAUAAGCUCGCAACAAAAUUAUAAAAUUAGAGGCUUCAUAAUAAAAUUCAGGGCAAACAGAUGAUAUUUAUAUUUUGAGAGAUAGAUUGAUUAAAGUAUAAAAUGAGAACAUUAAAUUAAAAAAUACUCUGAGAUAUAUUGAAUAGAAUUUAUAAUAAUAUAACAAGUUAGAAGCUUUUUAUGAAUAUUUUAAUAUACCAAAUGUGUAAAAUUUAGAUAUAAAAUUGUAAAUGAUUGUAGAUAAAUUCAUCAAUUUACAAUAGGACAUAGAAUUAAAGAAUUAAACUUUGAUAGAAUAAUCUUAGAUUUAGGUUUAGAAUUAAGAAUUAUUAACAAAAGUGACAGUUUUAGAAUAGCAUUUAAGAUUGAAAGAAAGUUAAUUAGAAAAAUUAGAGAAACAAAUUGUAAAUCUAACAAAACUGAUAGAAUAGCUAUAAAUUUAAGCUACUGAAUCUUUUUGGGAUUUAAGAAUAAAAUGUGAUAAUUUAAAAUCAUUAAUUUUGGAAGGAUGGGAAUGUGAUUAAAAAAAUACUUAAGGUAGUGAUCAUCCUCAAAAAAUAGCUGUAAUUAUUUCAGAACAACAUUAAUUAUUAAGUAAAAGAUUUUCAUAGGUUAUAAAUGAUCAUCAUGUUUAUAUGAAAUUGAAAGAAUAAACACUUUAUAUUGUAAAGUAAAUAACUUGUACAUCUAAUCCUAUUUAAUAUAUAAAAAAGUAAAUUGAAGCAUUAGAUGAAUUUUGGCUUAUGUUUAUUUUAGUUAAAAAUUAUCCAAUAAUAAUUUUAGAUGAUAAAAAUUAUAAUAUAAAUAAUGAAGAAUUAUUGAGAAAAGUAUAAUUUAUGAAGUAAUUAUUAAAUUCUGAAUCUCCAAUAUAUUUAAAUUAAGAAGUUGCAUAUGAAAUGAAUAUAGAUUUUUAGAAUAUUCGAUUUGAAAUAGCACAAUUUGCUUAAUAGUCAAUAGGUUGGUUUUUUGAGUAAUCAAAUGAUUUAGUAAUAGUUAGUGAAUAUAAUAAAAGAAUAAAAUUAAGUGGAAGUAGUAAAGUUAAAUAGGCAAGAGAGUGUACUCUUUUACAUUAUAUAACUGAUUAUUAUUAAAUAACAUAAGAUAAUAGAGUUAUGAUUUGUAUUUAGAGUAAUUCUAAAGAGAAUCCUAAAGUACAAAAGUAAUAAUUGAAUAAUGGAAUUAUUGCAAAGAUUAAAAGCAAGAAUAAUUAUAAUAAAGUUUGUUAAAUAAUAAAUAGUUAAAUAACAUCUGAUACAACAAUUUAACAUGAUGAAAAUUACGUUUAUGUAUAUUUAUGA